Molecule: messenger RNA, 7604 nt
Organism: Xenopus laevis (African clawed frog)
Lineage: Eukaryota; Metazoa; Chordata; Amphibia; Anura; Pipidae
Product: 1-phosphatidylinositol 4,5-bisphosphate phosphodiesterase gamma-1-like
Exons: 32
Coding region: 922-4827 (1301 amino acids)
Source: RefSeq, a predicted model, not a curated record
CAGUUUCCUCUGGUCGUCCAUUGCAAGAGGCUGGGAUCAACAGGAUCAGCAGGAUCAGCAGGACAAGGGAGAGGAGCAGCUUUGGGAGCCACUGAGCCCAAGUCUCACCCUAUUCUGCUAUAAAUCUGCUCUAUUUCCUAAGGAACCCCAGUCAUGUCAGCACUGAACCCCCUGUGCCCAGCCCUUGCCCCAGCAGCUCAGCCCAUGCCCAGCACUGCAGCCUCCUGUGUCUGUGCCCAGAGCUGUGGGAGGGAGAAUUAAAGGGGACCUUGUUCCACCCAUCCUGUUAUUGUGAGCAGAGCAGGCACCAUUGGGAUUAGCUGCAGAGAUUGGCUGUCCCUAAUCAGUGGGUGGGCUGCUGUACAGGCACAUUACACAGCAGGACCCCUGGGGAUUCAUUACACAUUAUCCUUGUAAAGCAAUUAGCUGCUUGACUGUAAGAUAAAGAAUGCUCAGCUGGAUGUGAGGUUCAGGGAAUCCUGGGCAUCUUUAUUGCAGGGGCUGGACCAGUUAUGAGUCUGACAUCAGCCCUGGGACAGCGGAGAGGUUCUGGGUCCAAUCUGGGUCUGUUGAGGGGCGGAUAAAGGAGUGGCCCAUCAUUUCCAUAUGUGUCCCCACUUCCCAGGCGCUGGGCCCUGUGCCUAACUCAUCAUCAAGCUUUCUCUUUGUAUUCCUGGAACCUGACUCUCUCAUUGGAUGAGCUUUUUCCUGUGGGCACAAACAGGCUGGGUGUUAACCCCUUAUUCCUCUUGGUAGGGAGAUAUUCCCUGUUCUUCUGAGCCAAUAAGGAUGCUUGGUGAUGCCUCUGGUCCUGAGUCUGUGUGAGGAGCCGGCAAUUGAAGGGCCCUGUGUUGAGUGGGAGACGCCAGGUCAUAUUGACUAGGGGCCCCUGGCUGUGCCCGUGCCUGGCAUGAAGUGACAAUGUUUGGGUGCAGAAUGGCAAACCUUAAUGGAUUUAUGGAUGAGGUGAGGGGGGAGGCCAUGGACAUGAGUCGGACCCUACGGAGCCUGGAGACCGGGACUGUUCUGACUCUUUACUACCAGAAGAAGUCCCAGAGGCCGGAGAGAAGGACUUUCCAGCUCAGAAUGGACACCAGGCAGGUGUUGUGGUUCCGGACCCCAGAGAAGUUGGAAGGAGACAUUGACAUAAGAGAGAUUAAGGAGAUUCGGUCGGGGAAGAACUCGAGGGAUUUUGAGAGGUACCCUGAAGAUACCCGGAAGCUGGACCCUGCCCUCUGCUUCAUUAUCUUGUAUGGAACCGACUUCCGCCUGAAGACUGUCAGUGUUGCUGCUUUCAGUGAGGAAGAAGUGAAUCUGUGGAUCAGUGGGUUAAACUGGGUCGUGGCGGAUACAAUGAAAGCUCCUGGGCCUCUCCAGAUUGAAAGGUGGCUCCGAAAACAGUUUGAUGCAGUGGACAGAGCGAGAGAAGGCAGUGUGACGGUGAAGGAUGUGAAAGCCCUGCUCCCUCAGGUUAAUUACCGUGUGCCUAACAUGAGAUUCCUACGGGACAAAAUGCUGGAAAUCGAGGCCCGAUCAGAGCUGACCUUCCCACACUUUGUUUUGUUUUACAAUAACUUGAUGUUUGACGCUCAGAAAUCAAUAAUUGAGCAGCUUGAGUUGUCUUUCCCUUUAAGGAAUGUUGAUCGGCCUUCUCUGUGCCAGAUCUCACUGUAUGACUUCCAGAGGUUUCUUCAGUUUGAUCAGAAGGAAGCCUGGGCCAGUGACAUUACUAAGGUUCGGGAUUAUCUAUGCAGUUACCUGAAGGACAGCGAUGGGGACAUUUUGGAACCCAUUCUGCAGUUGGAUGAGUUCCUGACGUACCUCUUCUCCAAAGAGAACAUGAUCAUGGACUGGAAGUUUGAGAAUGUGGUGCCUGAAGAGAUGAACUACCCCCUGUCCCAAUACUGGAUCUCAUCCUCACACAACACAUAUCUGACUGGGGAUCAGUUCUCCAGUGAGUCAUCCUUAGAAGCUUACGCUCGCUGCCUCCGCAUGGGCUGUCGCUGCAUUGAAUUGGAUUGCUGGGAUGGACCAGAUGACUUGCCUAUUAUCUAUCAUGGACACACCUUGACCUCUAAAAUCAAGUUUUUGGAUGUGCUGCACACUAUCAAGGAGAAUGCCUUUGUCACGUCGGAAUAUCCGGUGAUCUUGUCCAUCGAGGAUCACUGCAGUGUAGUUCAGCAGAGAAACAUGGCCCACUAUUUUAAGAAGGUAUUUGGGGACAUGCUGCUGACCAAACCGGUGGACAUCAAUGCAGACGAGCUCCCCUCUCCGGCACAGCUCAAAAAGAAGAUUCUCAUUAAGCACAAGAAGCUGGUAGAGGGGAACCUUUAUGAGGAGGUCUCAACUGCCAGCUACUCGGAGAAUGACAUCAGUAACUCCAUCAAGAAUGGGAUCCUCUACCUGGAAGAUCCCAUAGACCACACAUGGAGCCCUCACUAUUUCGUUCUAACAUGUAACAAGAUCUACUACUCUGAGGAGACGUCAUGGUACCAGUCCAAUGAUGAUGAAGAGGAGAUGGAGCCCAAAGAGGAAUUGAAUAACAACGAGCUGCACUUCACUGAGAAGUGGUUCCAUGGGAAGUUGGGGGGCGGGCGUGAUGGGCGCCAGAUUGCCGAGAAGCUGUUGCACGAGUAUUGCACGGAGACGGGCGGAAAGGAUGGAACAUUCCUAGUGCGCGAGAGUGAGACAUUCGUUGGCGACUACACUUUAUCUUUCUGGCGCUCCAACAGGGUCCAGCACUGCCGCAUCCAUUCUCGGCAGGAGGCCGGCACCACCAAAUUCUACCUGACCGACAACCUGGUGUUUGACAGCCUGUACAGUCUGAUCGCCCAUUACCGGGAGGUGCCGCUGAGGUGCAACGAGUUUGAGAUGAGGCUAACGGACCCCGUGCCACAGCCCAACGCUCAUGAGAGUAAAGAGUGGUACCAUGCCAAUCUCACCCGCCUGCAGGCGGAGCACAUGCUGAUGAGAGUCCCACGAGACGGUGCCUUCCUACUGCGCAAGCGGAGCGAGACCAACUCAUUCGCUAUUUCAUUCAGGGCUGAGGGGAAGAUCAAGCACUGCCGGAUACAGCAGGAGGGCCGACUCUUCAUGUUGGGCAGCUCGGCAGAGUUCGAGAGCCUGGUUGACCUCAUUGGUUACUAUGAGAAACACCCGCUGUACCGCAAGAUGAGGCUCCGCUAUCCCAUCAAUGAGGAAGCGCUGGAGAAGAUGGGCACGGCGGAACUGGACUAUGAUGCUCUGUAUGAGGGUAGAACCCCCCAUCAUUAUGUGGAGGCCAACAAGAUGCCCACAUCAAGGUGCAUGGUGAAAGCGCUCUAUGAUUACAAGGCCCAGCGUGAGGAUGAGCUGACGUUCUGCAAACAAGCCAUUAUACACAAUGUGGACAAACAAGAUGGCGGCUGGUGGCGGGGGGAUUACGGAGGCAAAAAGCAACUCUGGUUCCCAGCUAAUUACGUAGAAGAGACAACGAUCAUGAUGUCACCAGACCAGGAUGACGGCUCUUUCUAUUUCGGCCAAUCAGCAGAGAACAGCCCACUGGGGAACUUCCUGAAAGGAUUUAUCGACGUGCCUUCUUGCCACAUAGUCUCAUCAAAGGAGGGAAGGAGCUCACGGCCGUAUGUCUUCACCAUCCACUCCCAGCAAAUGUCCCACCCCUCUCAGUCCUUGGAUGUGGCAGCUGACACUCAGGAAGAGCUCAAUGAUUGGAUUGCCAAAAUCCGGGAGGCCACUCACAACGCUGACGCUCGGAUGCAGGAAGGGAAAAUCAUGGAGCGGAGGAAGAAGAUUGCCCUCGAGCUGUCUGAACUUGUUGUCUAUUGCCGGCCUGUUCCGUUUGAUGAGGAAAAGAUCGGCACAGAGAAGGCUUGCUACCGUGAUAUGUCUUCAUUUCCCGAGACCAAGGCAGAGAAGUACGCCAACCGCAGCAAAGGCAAGAAGUUCCUUCAAUACAACCGUCGCCAACUGAGCAGGGUCUACCCCAAGGGCCAACGCCUGGACUCCUCCAAUUAUGACCCACUGCCCAUGUGGAUCUGUGGCAGCCAACUGGUGGCCCUGAACUUCCAGACACCAGACAAGCCGAUGCAGCUGAACCAAUCGCUCUUCAUGUUGGGAGGCCAGAGCGGGUACGUCCUGCAGCCGGACAUCAUGAGAGACGACCUUUUUGACCCCUUUGAUAAGAACAGCUUGAAGAUUGUGGAGCCAAUCACAGUGCAGCUUCAGAUACUGGGAGCCAGGCACCUCCCUAAAAAUGGUCGGAGUAUUGUUUGCCCCUUUGUAGAAGUGGAAGUUUGUGGCUCAGAAUUCGACAACAGCAAAAGCAAAAGUGAUGUGGUGGCGGAUAAUGGCCUGAACCCUGUGUGGAUGAUGAAGCAGUUUGUGUUUGACAUCACCAACCCAGAGUUUGCCUUCCUGCGCUUCGUGGUGUACGAGGAGGACAUGUUCAGCGACCCCAACUUCUUGGCUCAAGCCACGUUCUCUGUCAAGGGGUUGAAAACAGGUUACCGCUCAGUCCCACUGAGGAACAGCUACAGCGAAGAGUUGGAGUUGGCUUCUCUUUUGGUUCACGUAGAGAUUGUCAAUGCUAAGGAGGAGGACGAUGAGAAUCUCUAUACCUCCAUCCAGCAGCUGAGGGACCGGGCCAGCGAGUUGUCCAGUCAGGUUUCCAGCUAUGAACGGGCCAAUAACUGUGACUCUCGUUACCAGCAGAGACUGGACGAGCUGCGGGCAGCCCAGGAGCGACUCAUGGAACUUACGGAAGUGCGAAACAGGAAGCUGAUUGAGAAGAAGAAGAGAGACAGACAGUUAGUGAACAAGCGGAACUGAGGGGGCCCCCAACGCCCAGAUCUGGUCCCUACGUCUAGGUCUGCAGACAUUCUCCCAGUUGGUCCCACGAUGAGUAUGCUGAGGAAGACUUUUACUGUGCCACCAGCCUGUGCAUUAUGGGUGGGGGGCAGUCACAUCAGAGUCUGCAGGGUGCAGGUUCCCUAUAUAUAUAUAUAUAUAUAGAUGUGUAUAUCCAGGUUCUGUAUAUAAACAUGUGUAUAUAGGACUGUGGGUUGUGCUCAGGCUUCCCAACUGCCUACUGUCCAAUGGUCAGCUCCAGCUCAAGCUCCUGUAUCUGAGAUUUAAAUGUGGCACAAGGGUCAGACAUGUUGGUACCUAGUUUUGCAAACUGAGCGCUUAUCUAAGAGAUUGUCAGCUCACUUUCAGCCCUGCCCUGACUCUAUAUUGUGCUCUGUGGAACCAUCACACCCAGGACAUUGUGAGAUGCCACCACCAAGGUUGGCCAGAGACUGACCAAUGGAAAAGAUAAUAUUCUCCCAUGUAGUCAAUAAGCCAGUGGGUGAUUAGCAGAUCUGUCAGCCAUGUAACUGAUGUAUGGAUUUAUUGUUAUUGUACCAGCACUUUUGGGUAACGUUACCAUCAUAGUGCAAAUACUAUGGGUGCCCAAGUGAUGGUCCAGCUAAUGGUGCCAUAUUGAAGUACCAAAAUCAGUUUGCCAUUUGCUAUGAGUGACCCCUGGGCCUCAGGCCGACCCUCUAUGUGGAAUGAGUUUACUAAUGGCACACAAAAUCCUGUACACGUGAUAGAUCUAGUAACCUAUAGCAACUAAUCAGAAGGCAGCAUUUGCAGGUCACCUGUUUGAAAGCUAAAGACUUUUGAUUGGUAGCCAUUCAGGAGGCUGUCCCCUGCUAAAAAUAGAGGGGGAUUUGCCAUGUGACCAAAUGAGAUUUAAAGGGCUACGGUGGCGACCUUUCCUCGAACCCACUAGUUGCGCCAAACUCGCAGCAGCCCGGCUCCUAACAGGACAUGAGAUUUUAUAGAGCAGUCAGUGAGAAACAGCUUGUUAAUUCCAGGGAGACAAGUGUUUCCCUUUGUAGUUCCUUAUACCCCCAUCCAUACGGUGUCCCAGAUGUAAAAUGACCAGAUCUCCCAGGCACAUUAAUGACUGUUGCUCUGAAGAAGAACAAAAUUAGCACCCGCUGCCUUGGCCCCUCUAAUAAUGCAGAAAUAGCGAUGUGUGUCUCCCUAUGGAUGGCCCUCAGUUAUACCAUGUGACACAUACCAAUAAUGUCAUCGGUAAGUGGGUGAGGCAAAUAGUUAACAAGAGAUGAUCCUCAUAUCUAGGUGUGCUUUGCCUUCACUGAUCUAGUUAUAUCCUGUGAUAGAUAUAAAUGUGGGUGGAGCCUUUUUUUUGCAAUGGAUGUUUUCGGCUAAAGGGUUUACAUUGGUCAUGGUUCCUCUGUAGCACCAUGCUACGGUCUUAAGCAUUUUAAGGGUGUCUCUAUGGCAGGGUGAAGGCUGCACCCAAUGGACCACAAUUUGCCUUAUCCUGCUGAGCUGACGCACUUAGCCAUAAUUUCAAGGCAAAGUCAAAUCAUUUCAUAUAUUUAUGUUGCACGAUUUACACUUUCGGGCUGAACUUGUGUUUCAGUUUUGCACUAAAGGGCUCCCCUUGCCUUUGGGGCUCAACACUUUGUCGCCCCCUCUUUUUUCUCUCCAUGUUUCAGAUGGACCAGUCGUGCAUUGGGAAGACAAUCCUUAUCACAAGGGCUAGAGGUUCCCUGUCCCCUCGGGGAGAAUAACCAUAGGAAGAAGCAACGGGACCUUGUCUAAAUUAUGCAUAUACGUGUAUAUAUAGAUACACUAAAUAUAUAUAAAUAUAUCUCUGUAUUCUCAGUGUAGAUAUCUGUAUGAAUGUCUAAGGCUUCACUCUUUAUCGGGCGAGAGGUUCUUGUCUUCUGGAAACACAAGACAUAGCUCGGCACUUUUUAUGUCCCACCACCACAACAGGCUUGCUGGUCUUUCCUGACUCAUUUAGGGAUCGAACCCAUCGAAUCCACUCACUGUUUCUCAAAGAGCAAGUGUAUUAGGUACAUGUGGGGUUUGGAGGUUGGAAUGAUUGUUCAUCUGAUCUCUAUUGAGUCCAAAAUGUUGGAGACACUGCUUCUUCUGGAGAUGAGAAGUAUGGGUCAACUGGAAUAUGCAAGUAGUCAGCUGACCGAUGUUCUGGUGGGGGACAUUAGUUCUAAGAGAUGAAUAGAGGUUCCCUUAGCUGGGUUCCCCCUAAUUCUGGAGACGAGAAGUAUAGACCAACUAGAUUAUGCAAGUAGUCAGGUAGCCUAUGUUCUGGUGGGGGACUUUUGUUCUUACAGAUGAAUAGAGGUUCCCUUAGCUGGGUUCCCCCUAAUUCGGGAGAUGAGAAGUAUAGGUCAACUAGAUUAUGCAAGUAGUCAGCUGACCUAUGUUCUGGUCGGAGUAUUAGGGAACAUUAGUUCUUACAGAUAAAUAGAGGUUCCCUUAGCUGGGUUCCCCCUAAUUCUUGGAGUGCCUUAUAGAUGAAAGAGUUGGAAGCAACAAAGAACCCUAAGUGCCAGCACUGGAGAACCAUUUCUGCCUUGUUGGGGUGCAGGGCUUACAGGGCAUUCAUGUGGAAAUAGAGGCAAAAAGUGGGAUUAUUCAUAGGUUUUAAUAUAAAAAAGUAUUUAUCAGAUUUACCCCAAUUAUUUUUUUUUGUUAAUUUAAUAGCCAAAUGUUUGGAUGGAAAACUGGAAGAAUUGUAACCAAGUCGGCAUUAAUAAAAAAAGAUGAUUGCCCAA